AUGCUGCGGGGAAACCAUUUUUUUCUUCUCGCCGCCGCGACGGUAGUGUGUAGGCCAGCAUCGCAGCUGCAGCAGUCGAAGACACAGACCACCGCAAGGGAUUUCGAGGUAAUCCGCGGCUCAUUCUCCGGCCCUAUCUACUACCGCUGUUCGUCAGCCUCUGCUCACCUUCGCAGUUGAAUUCUGUACGAAGGUAGCCGCUCGGAGGAGAUAUACCCUGGCAAGAGACUGCUGUGCCAUCGCAAUCCGUCGUCAAUAUCACCUCACAGGGGGUUUCAGGCCCUUGUGAAUUCCAAGCCCCGAGCUAAACAAGAUGCCUUGGAGCCAUGGCCGCAGCAAACGGUCGUCGAAUCUGACACCUCUGAGCACCAAUAUGACGAUGUCAUGUCUAUCCCUAUGUCCGCCGCGAGCGAGAGAGAGGUGGCGACGCAAAGCAAGCUAAGUGACUCUUUGCCCAGUUUUGGUAAAAAUGGUUGAGGCGGUUUACUGACGUAUGAAACUGUCGACAGCUACUGUAGCUGUAGACCCUCGGCCCUCGACGGCCUACCCCGAGGACGCAGGGAACCGUUUUUACCGAUGCCGAGGAUGCGAUUCUGCUGCAACGUGUAGGCUGAACCUCUUACCCCCGCCCUAACCCUUGCUGCACGUCUGUGCCGUCUACUGCAUGUCUUGCAUCAGACGGCAGGGCAGGAGUGCCCGAAUGCCGGUAACAUCGAACACCGCCUGUGCGGCCAGGGGAAGCACUACGGCGGGAGAGAGUCGCCGGGAACGCGCACCUCAAAAACCCAGAUAGUUUUCAGA
Messenger RNA from Ectocarpus sp. CCAP 1310/34, 801 nucleotides. Lineage: Eukaryota; Phaeophyceae; Ectocarpales; Ectocarpaceae. The record is from the annotation of a GenBank genome assembly.